AUAGGUUUUUAGAAAUUAAGUAAUUUCUCAUCUGGAUCUUGUCUAACAAAAAUGGUGAGAGAAGGUCAAGAGGAGGAGGAGGAGGAGGAGAUGAUAAUGACGGUGGCGGCGACGACUAAACCUGCAUGGCUUGAAGGAUUAAUUGCGGAAACUUUCUUCUCGAGCUGUGGGAUCCAUGAGAGUCGCCGUAAAAGCGAGAAGAACGUAUUUUGCUUGCUCUGUUGUCUCAGUGUUUGUCCUCACUGCCUCCCUUCGCAUCGAUCCCAUCCUCUUCUUCAGGUGAGACGAUACGUAUACCACGAUGUCGUUCGGCUGAGUGAUCUUGAGAAGCUCAUAGAUUGCUCAUAUGUUCAGCCAUAUACAAUUAAUGGAGCUAAAGUGAUAUUCAUAAACCAAAGACCACAAUCAAGAGCCAAGGUCUCAUCAAAUGUUUGCUUCACUUGUGAUAGAAUCCUUCAAGAACCAUUCCACUUUUGUUCUCUCUCUUGCAAGGUGGAUUACUUAAUUUAUCAAGGAGAUGAUCUAUCAAGCAUUCUCUAUAGAAUCGAUGAAUCGGAUUUCACGUUUGCAAGUUUGAGAAUGGACGGACACGAUCAGUUUGGAGAGAUAUCAACAAUGGUGGACGAUGCCGACGAUAUUAUGGUAAUCUCAGAUCAAUCGGAGCAAGGUAACAAUAGUAAUAAGAAAGAGAAAAAGAAAAAGAAGAAGAAAGAGAGCAAUUACUUUCCCGGAAUGGUUCUUUCACUUGGCAGCAGAAGAAAAGGUGCUCCUCAUAGGGCUCCUUUCUCAUAAUUUAAAACAAGGAAGCCAUAACAGAAAAUUAUAAGCAUUCAUAUACGUGUCUCUGUGUAUCAUGUUUCUUUGAUUAGGUAUAAUCCUAUUUCAUGAGCUGAUCACCAAAAUGUGUUGUCUUUUAUGGGGUUGUUUAUUUGUUUUCAGUUUUUGUGUUGAUGUGAAAUCAGUUCUCACGUUUAUUUGUUGAUAAAUUAUUAGCUUUUCAUGAAUAAAGGCUGUAUAUCAUUUGGUACUUUGUAAGAGUAUAUAUAAUACUCAAGAUUAUUUAUACAUAUUAAAAAUUAAAAUUUAUUUUAUUUAUUAUUUUUUGGUUUAAUUUUUAUUUAGUUUUAAGUUUUAUAGUAAGUUUUUAGAUAAAGUAGUUAUAUCAUUUAUAUUUGUAUAUAUUAAUUUUCUAGCUUUAAGAUCAUUUACAAUGUAUUUCUCUAUUUUUUCUUCUAAAAUAGAAGAAUUCUAUAAUAGAGAUGGAUUUGUUUCCAAUGUAUUUAUCUAUUUUUUUUUCUAAAAAACAAUUCUUGAUAUAUUAUUUUCUAAUUUUAUAAAUAGUACAUUUUAUUUGUGAAAAUUGAAAACCAACUUAAUUUAGUUUAACAUUCAUAAAAUUAUGAUAUUAUUUAUACUGAAUAUUUUUAUAGAAACUAUUAUGUAAAUAAAAAGUAUGAAUAUAUGUUUAUAUAAACAGUAAAUUUUCACUAAAAUAUAUUUACUUUAGUUAUAAUUGUUAAAGUAAAAAGCUAUUGGAUCAUUUUAUGAAUAAAAAAAUAUGCCUCUAUUAUAAAGAAAUGCUAUUUUUUCCUUUAAAUAUAAAGGUGAAAAUAGCAAUCUCUAUUUUAAAGGAAGAAAUAAAGUAGUAUUUGAGUGAUUUUAUCUCUAAAUGUUAUUAUAGAAACAAAUAUAUAGAGAGAUUGAAGAUGCUCUAAGUAAAAUAUAUUUUUUCCGUUCCUAAAAGAUAUACUUUUUAAUAUUUUCACACGUAUUAAGAAAAUACAUUAAAAUACCAUAAUAAAUGUAUUGUUUUCUGUUAUUUUUAAUUUUUCAAUAACUUUUAACCAAUAAUAAUUCAAUAAAAUCAAUUAAUUUUUUUGAAUUUUAUAAUUUUUUCAUAGAAAACACAAAAAAUACAUAUUUUUGAAACAAACGUUUUUUUUAGAAAGUCUAUCAUUAAGAAACGGAAGGAGUACUAAUUAAAGUACAAAACAUCACUUUUAAAUUCUAAAUUAAUUUGAAUAUCAUUUUUAAAUAUAGAAGAAACAAAAGUAAUUUUAAAAUGGAAUAUUGAAAGCGGACUCGUAGUUUGGGUAAUUUUUAUUGGGAGAUGGAAGAAACGAAAACAAGUUUUCACUGACAGCUGAAAAGUAGCUGAUGUGUCAUGAUUCAUGAAUGCCAUUCCAUUAUAUACACACGCAAUAAUACGGCGUAUGAUUAUUAUAUUCAUGCAUACGUAUUUACUCGUGAUGUUUAAUUUGAUAUCAUACAGCAGCACCUUUUUUUAUACCUUACCAUUUUUUUUUUUGUAACACUUAUACCUUACCAUUUUUUUGUAACACUUAUACCUUACCAUUUAUUCUUCUUUUUUGGUCAAUCUACCUUUUUACCAUCUACCGAGGCUUCAAAUAAAAAAAAAUGGAUCACGCGUUACGAAUCUAGCAGAUCGAGUGGAUUGAACGAAAUAAGAGUAGAUCAAGCGAAUCUAGCGGUUCAAGUAUAUAUCAAACCGAUCUAAAGGAUCAAAAUUUUGUUUGAAUAAUGAAAGUGGAUAAAAAGUGGUUCAAAUCACUUUACAAAUACGAAAUAAUUAUUUUCAUAAUUAAAAAAAGUUAGUUUAAAAUACUUUAUAAAUGAAAAAUAAUUUGAGUAAGUAUAAAUAUUUUUCAAAAUAUAAAAAAUAAUAAUUUAAACACAUAUGUAAAUCUAUUUUGAGCUUUAAAAUUAUAUAUAUAUAUAUA
Brassica rapa (field mustard) is the source of this 2741-nucleotide messenger RNA. RefSeq lists its product as uncharacterized. Lineage: Eukaryota; Viridiplantae; Streptophyta; Magnoliopsida; Brassicales; Brassicaceae. The record is from RefSeq and is a predicted model, not a curated record.